CAGCUGCGCAAGAAACUCAGUGCCACACAUCAGGGGAAGGUAUUUAUUAUUCACUAUUAUUAUGACUAUUAUUUAAAAAACAGAAGAAAGCUACCACCACAUGGAAUAACUUAAAAUAAUAAUUUUGAUUCCUUUCUUUUUUAUUAGAUGCCAAAUGAUGCUCAUCUUUUAAGAUUUCUCAGAGCACGGGACUUUAAUUUAGACAAGGUAUUGUAGAUUCUUGAUUGUUACAACUCAUUCUUGAUACUCGGUUCCUGUGAGACUCAUCAAUCCAGAACGGCCUUUGUUUAGUUUCAAGUAAUUUGCUCUCAGCUCUCGAUACUUAAGUAAAACAGUCAGCUUUUUGUUCAAAAUCGACGUAGCGUAGCUUAAGAGUCUCACACGCACGAAGCCCUCAAGCCUUACACUCCCAAAGGGCGUGUCCCUAGUCUUGAUCCCCAUUUUCAGCCUCACUCUGAACAAUGCAGUUGAAGCUUAGUUAUCCAUUUAUUGUUUAUCAAUACAGUCUUACGAAAUGUUGUGUGAGUCAUUGGCAUGGAGAAGGCAUCACAAUAUUGACAAAAUACACGAGAUCUGGCAGCCUCCAGAUCCACUUCUCAACUACUACUGUGGAGGGUGGCAUAACACAGACAAAGGUAACAGUUUUAUGCACUGUAACUUGAAAAUAAAUGAUCGAUAUCCAGUCUUGUUACAGUAGAUGGCCCUAAUUUUUACAUCUGCGAAUGAAAUCCAGUGGUGUACCAUUCAUACAGAACCUCUUUGACAGCACAUCCUCAUAGAACUAUUUAUUUCUGAGCAUUUAAGUGCAAAUUGAAAUUUAGAAGUGUUUUGUUGAGUUUUAACUUUGGCCUCUUUUGGGAGGGUUUAGAUGAAGUAAAAAUAAGUGACUGAGUGUUUUCCUUUCUUUAAGCAUGAGAACCUAAAUAUCAUUAACCUUGAAUGGGAAAACAAGAAGUUUGUCUGUUCAGUAAACAUAAUGCUUAAAUAUAAACUCAGUUUGCUGGAACAAAGCUUAUAAAGUUACUAGAUCAAGCUGAAAAGGACUGGAAUACAAGAUGGUUUUUCUUUAAGAUUAAGACUAGUGCCAUCAUUAUUGACUUGUUGGUAUUUUUUCUUUGUUAUAGAGGGGCGACCAUUGUACAUCCUUCGGCUGGGCUGUAUGGAUGUCAAAGGACUGUUGAAGGCUGUAGGGGAAGAUGGAUUUCUAAAACAUGUAAGUAGAGUGUUCACUGGUAAACUUGUGGACUGUGACUGGUCGUCAAAUCAAGACCAGCAUUUAGCUGCAUUUAAAUUUAGUAGCAAUUUAAAGAGACUUCCUCAAUUUGCACUUUGAUUAAUACUUGAAAGAAGGGGCAAAUUCUGAAACUUCAUUCUGGAAUGUUUAUAAACUUUCCACAGUGUAUUCUAAACGAUCAAGCCACAGACAACAAGAUACAUGAAAGUUUAUUAUAUUAUGUUGCUUAUUCCUUCCACAAUUUAAUGAUAGUUUUGUUGUCUCAACAGUAUAAAGAAAUUUAUAAUUUCCCCAUUUCUGGAGUUUAUAGUAGUUUUUGUUACAUUAAAAGGUUGCGUUGGAGUGACAGUCUUGCUUUGUUGUGUCAUUGAACAUUGACUUCACAAUGCUGUCUCUUUCAAGGUUGUUUCCAUCAAUGAGGAAGGUCUCAAAAUGACUGAAGGACUCACCAAAAACACAGGACAUCCUGUUAGGUAUGCACAAAUUCUUUAUUAUUAAGUUUCGUAUAGUCAAUAACUAUACUAUGGGUGAAAAAUAGGGAAUUACAAUCAACUCUCUCUCUCCAAGAUGGAUGCCUUUGGUACCUACAUGAAGCAUAUGUCUAAGAGUGAUGUCCAUCUUUUAGAGUGUCAAAUAAAGGGUGAUAAAAGAAAGGCAAGAACCCACUCAAAGUGUCGGUUUUACUGAGGUGUCCAUCUUAUAGAUCAAGGUGUUUUUUUCAGAUAAAUAGAGUUCACUAUUUUUGAAUAAGUCACACCACUUUUACCUUUGCUGCUUUGAUUUUGAUGAUAUCACAUGGAAGUACUUGUGUCUUUUCAGUUCAUGGACUUGUGUUUGUGAUCUGGAGGGCUUAAGUAUGAGGCAUCUUUGGAGGCCUGGUAAGUGAACCCAUCCAACGUUGUAUUUUUCUAGCUGUUAUGGGAUCCAACAUCCCUUGCUAUUCAGCAUGUUUCAAGGUAUGUACAUUUUACUGGCAGUAUUUCCAAGGUGCGUGAUCAUCAUCAUACUUUGGCUCCAGAGCAGCUGACCACAAGUUUCCUCCAUCGAUGGCGGCGUUGAGCUAUUUCCAACAGCUGAUUGUUAAUUAGCAAGCUAUCAGGAUCCUCUAGAAGACAAUGAAUUGAUGAACAAGGUUCACUGUCUUCCAGAUUUUCUCCUCCCAUGAGUGGGAACAUACAUUGCAAAUUCUCUGACAAGCAUAUUUUCAGGCUAGCAGAGCACAUGACCAGGCAAACUCAUUUGCUGAAGCCUGACUCUUUCAAUAAAGGGAACUGUUUCUGUGAGGCUGUAGACAGUAGUAUUUGGUAUUCUGUCAAUUUGCCCGAUGUUUAACAUAAUUCAAUAACAGGACCUGCCCAAAGAAUUGAUUUUGUUCUCCAUUUCCUUAGAGAAGACAUACCACCAUUUAACCUUGGAAAUUUGUUGCUUUAGGCAUCAAGGCAUUACUAAAGGUGAUAGAGGUUGUUGAGUGUAAUUACCCAGAGACAAUGGGCAGACUGCUGAUUGUCCGUGCACCCAGAGUUUUUGGUGUUCUGUGGACACUGGUUAGUCCCUUCAUUGAUGAAAACACAAGAAACAAGUUUCUUAUCUAUGGUGGAAAUGAUUAUCAGGUAUUACUUGUUUUGUUUGUCAUUCUUUUUUUAUAAAAAUAGUGGAUUUCACAAUAUUUUAUUGUUGUGAUGAAGUUGAGUACUUGCAGUGCUCAAAGUAAUGGCCAGUCAUCGGACAAUGUUCGGCCUGAAUGGCAACUUGACCAGCCAAAAAAUUCACUCGCCGGUCAUGUUGACAAGUCACACCUACUCCCAUCCUUGAACAAACAACCAAAUCCUCACCUGUAAAUCUUAGAUUUGUCUCUUUGUAACAUACAAUCAUGUUCAUGAAUUGAAAAUUACACAAGGAUAAGUUAACUUCUUUCCCGAUAUUUUGACCAGUCAGAAUUGAGACUUGACUGAGCAAACUUUCUUUGCCGUUACAAAAAUUAUUAAAAUAGCCCUGACUUGUAAGCAUUUAUUAUUCCAAUACUGUCAACAGUUACUUGUAGUUGUAUCAGUUUCACUUUUACCUGAUGUGUUGGUUUGAUUACAUACUUGUAAUGUUUUAUUCCUCAUUGCAGGAUCCUGGUGGCCUGACAGACUACAUUGCAGCAGAAUACAUUCCAGAUUUUUUAGGGGGUCCAUAUGAGGUAAUUAAAGCAAUGAGAUACUCAGUCAAGCUUCCAUGAACAGUAACAAGAAGUUCUAAGUAAAGUCUGCCUGCAUCUACACACUUAGAAGCUGUAUCAAUCUCCUUUUUGUCUCAGUCAGAUAACUUCAUUUUCAGCCUUGUGCACAGUAUAUAUAAAGCAUUGUCCAUCUCUAGCUAGACAUCAGAACUGCUCAACUCCAUCAGACCACUGAUCAGACCACAUUGUGGAGCAAUGAUUUGAAACUCUAUGACUUAAAAAUUUGUAGAGGAAAUCCUAUGGUGUUACCAUUCGAAUAAAAACACUUUGGCGGAACUUUAAUUUGUCAGUGGAUUUUUUAUUUCGCCACUAUUUCAUUGAAACAGUUUUACAUAUACCAUUUUGCUUCUUUUCUAGUGCAACAUCAAGGAGGGCGGUCUUGUCCCAAAAUCACUUUACAGAUCACUAGAGNAAAGGUGAUGUCCAAUUCACAGUGUUUAGGCACAAGCGUCCACGUGAAGCAAUCAGUAGCAACAGCUUGUCAAGUUUUGGAAGUGAUGCAUCCAUCAACCAGUCUGGAGUUAUUGCUGGAGUUGAUGCGAUGGUCGUUGAAAAACCGAGGCAUUGUGUUGAUGGUGAAUCAAUACAGGUAUGUUCUUAUAAAGGGCUUCCAAGAGGGGUAUACUAUCACUUUGUCAUUCAUUUCUGAAACUGCAAGUUGCCUGGUAGGUAAGGAAAAACAUGAUGUUGCUGUUGCAUUUAAGCUGGGAUGAAAAUGUUGCUAUCAGUUCAGCAUAAAUUUUUGUUAUGCCCAAUUUGGAAUUUAUGACAGAUAUAGCGCUUAAAAGAAUUAAUUGUUAUUUUAAUAACAAAUUAUUAAUUCAAUAAUUUAAAGUUAAUCCUCGAGGGAGCAUUACCAUAAUUAGAAAUGUUCCAAAGAAAAUAACAUAAAAUAUUUGGAAAUAACUACAUGUAGCCUGCAAACACAGACAUGUUUCUUGUCAUCUCAUCUCUCCACAUGAAAAGUAAGCCACUGUUCAUGUAGAGAGAAAUGUUGACCAGAAAUACCCCUGUGUUUGUAGGCAAGAGUUUGUUGUAUCGCUGCUGAACUAGCCAAAGUGCAAAAGGGAAAUGAUGUUACUUUCACUACUUAGAAAAGGAAUUGUUGCUGUUACAUUUCUUUCCUCCUUUUCUGUUGAUUGUUGGUGCUUUUUGAGAGGAUUGUCGCCAUUUUUCAGGGCCAUGUUGCCUGUCGCUUCUACCCUUUGGAAGGCUUCACUAAUAUACAGUCUAACAUCUUCUAACAAAGAACCAUCUGGUAUGGGUACCUCUAAUGCAGACAUCAUCUGGAGAUAUUUUAGAAAAUUAAAAAAGAUGGGGCUGUAAGUUGUAAAGGGUGUUUCCCCACCCUUUCCCCUCCCACCUCCCUUAGGAAAAAAUUUUGAUUCAUCUAUUUAUGUUUAAUUUAUUGUCUUUACUAGGGAACUCAUGUCUGUUCCAUUCCUGGUGUAUAUGUGCUACAGUGGAAGUACAAAUCAGGUGCC
Messenger RNA from Porites evermanni, 4939 nucleotides. NCBI's taxonomy places the organism in Eukaryota, Metazoa, Cnidaria, Anthozoa, Scleractinia, Poritidae. The record is from the annotation of a GenBank genome assembly.